This is a messenger RNA of Acipenser ruthenus (sterlet), 1553 nucleotides long. RefSeq names its product catenin beta-1-like. The transcript has 9 exons. Gene Ontology annotation, biological process: cell adhesion; positive regulation of transcription by RNA polymerase II. NCBI's taxonomy places the organism in Eukaryota, Metazoa, Chordata, Actinopteri, Acipenseriformes, Acipenseridae. Gene Ontology annotation, molecular function: protein phosphatase binding; alpha-catenin binding; transcription coactivator activity. Gene Ontology annotation, cellular component: catenin complex; adherens junction. The coding region runs from base 247 to 1533 and encodes 428 amino acids. The record is from RefSeq and is a predicted model, not a curated record.
AGCUUUCUCUCCGAGACGCCAUUUUUGAGUUUCACUGUUUGUUGUGGAAGAGCUGCGCAUCGGGAGCAGUUUCUGUUACGGUUAAUAAAAAAAAGUGUUUUUUAUUUUUCUGAAGAUAUACAAAUUAGUGGUUGAAUACCACUGCCUGACAGAGGAGGAGAAAUACCGUUUUUGUUACAGUAACUUCCCAUUUCCCUGCAGAAAAGGAAGCUCUGCAGGUCGAAGGUGUUGAUCUGAAGGGAGAAGAUGGCUAACCAGGCUGAUUUGAUGGAGCUUGACAUGGCCAUGGAGCCAGACCGUAAGGCAGCAGUUAGCCACUGGCAGCAGCAGUCCUACUUGGAUUCUGGUAUCCACUCUGGCGCUACAACCACAGCACCUUCUCUGAGUGGGAAAGGCAACCCGGAAGAGGAGGAUGUAGACAAUCAAGUCCUGUAUGAAUGGGAGCCGGGCUUCACGCAGUCUUUCACGCAGGAUCAAGUUGCUGAUAUUGAUAGCCAAUAUGCCAUGACCAGAGCCCAGAGGGUACGGGCUGCUAUGUUCCCUGAAACUCAGGAUGAAGGAAUGCAGAUACCUUCCACACAAUUUGAUGGUGCACACCCUACUAAUGUACAACGUUUGGCUGAACCAUCCCAGAUGCUGAAGCAUGCUGUGGUCAAUCUUAUCAAUUAUCAGGAUGAUGCUGAACUGGCAACACGUGCCAUCCCAGAGUUGACCAAACUUCUGAACGAUGAGGACCAGGUUGUUGUGAACAAGGCUGCAGUUAUGGUCCAUCAGCUGUCUAAAAAAGAAGCCUCCCGCCAUGCCAUCAUGCGCUCACCCCAGAUGGUAUCCGCCAUUGUUCGCACCAUGCAAAACACAAAUGAUGUAGAGACUGCACGCUGCACAGCUGGAACUCUCCAUAACCUUUCACACCAUCGUGAGGGCCUGCUUGCCAUCUUCAAGUCGGGAGGUAUCCCUGCAUUAGUGAAGAUGCUGGGGUCGCCAGUUGACUCUGUAUUGUUCUAUGCCAUUACAACUCUUCAUAACCUACUCCUGCACCAGGAGGGAGCGAAGAUGGCUGUCCGUCUUGCUGGUGGUCUACAAAAGAUGGUUGCCCUGCUGAAUAAGACCAAUGUCAAAUUCUUGGCCAUCACAACAGAUUGCCUUCAGAUCUUGGCAUAUGGGAACCAAGAAAGCAAGCUCAUCAUUUUGGCUAGUGGUGGUCCACAGGCACUGGUUAACAUCAUGAGAACCUACACCUAUGAAAAGCUGCUUUGGACCACCAGUCGAGUCUUGAAGGUCCUUUCAGUCUGUUCCAGUAACAAGCCUGCCAUUGUUGAAGCUGGUGGCAUGCAGGCCUUGGGACUCCACUUAACAGACCCGAGUCAGCGUCUGGUGCAGAACUGUCUGUGGACCCUGAGAAAUCUUUCAGAUGCUGCUACCAAGCAGGAGGAUAGAUCCAUAGUUGAAGUAGAUGUGAUGCAGGUAAUUGAUUUCUUAGCAAAUUACCAUUUUUGCCUGGAAGUUUUACACAUUCUGAAUUUGAGCUACUAGUCACUUUUUUAAAAGGAAUA